AUGGACGACAGUACGGUCGAGUUUGACUUCAAGGGGGACAAUAAGCCGCUCCUGAUCGAGCUUCCCGAUGAUACCGAACGGUGGAACAAGAAGAAGCGUCACAGGUUCAAGAAGCUGCUAAAGGGAUACCACCUCCCAGGCAAUGUCGGAGCCCUUGGCAAGGUCUUCAAUGUCAUUGACAAGUCAGACAACAUCGACUACUUCAUCGCGAAGCGACACAAGCAGCCACCCCCGAAACGACACGUGAAGAGUACCCGCCAAACCCAGGAUAUGUCUGACCCAUACUGGCCAGACGAAGCCGCGUUACCUUUCGGCAUGAAGGGUGAAGAAUUCCUAGAUUACCUCAAGUCGGCUCUCGGAGAGAAAAAUCAAGGCCGAAUCAGCAUGCUUUCUCAUAGCGGGCCGUCUCCAAUAUCCGAUGCCCACGUUAUCCGAAUGGAACUCUCUGAAGGCAGCACGAUAGACACAGAGGUUUUCAAAAGCGUGUUGAGCAAUCAGCGAUCGAUAAUCGACGCGAAGACGGUACUCGAGUCCUUUUCCUUCAUUGUCAAGACGGAGGAUGGUAUCCAAUUGUAUCCGGUGCAGACAGAGCAACGCGACGCACAACUGUUAUAA
Anthostomella pinea is the source of this 615-nucleotide messenger RNA. Lineage: Eukaryota; Fungi; Ascomycota; Sordariomycetes; Xylariales; Xylariaceae. The record is from the annotation of a GenBank genome assembly.